AUGGAGAAGUCAAAUGAUAAUAGCCCCCGAAAUAAUUUUAUUAAAAAAUCAAAAUUUUCCGAGCAUAAAUUGUCUGCUGGUACGUUUAUGGGAGAUGAAAAUAUGGCAGACAUGUUGAAUAAGCUAAUCGGCGAUCACAAGUCAUUGUUCAAACAGUACAGAACGUACGUAAUAGAAUCUGAUAAGCUUUUUGCAAAAUACGUGUUGAUGGUUGAAGCUCUAAAACAGGAACACGAUACGUUGAAAAAACUUUUGCCGUGUGAAAGUUCUGACCUCAUGAUUUCUAAAAGGAAGAAGAAAAAUAUAAAAGAUCUGUCAGUUCUGUUAGAAGAAGAAGCAUGUUUGUUGAAAGAUAUCUCCGAUACGCUUGAGAAAAUUCAGAGGCUGCAGUUGACAGUAAAUGAAAAAGAAAAAGUCCUGGUAAUGAAAAAAGUUGAUCUCGGUGAUCUCCUUGAUGUGGCCGUGUCUCGUUGUAGACGGAUGCGACAGUUGCAAGAGCUCGAGGAUCGAAAAUAUGAUCGUUCUGUUCAAUAUAACUCAGUCUUAAAUGAAAAUAAAAAAUUGCGCAAAAAGAUAGAUGAAAUAAAAGUAACACGCGACGCCUACGGAACAAGCUACACGAACGUCUUGAGACAAAUUGAAAUGACGAAAUUAAAAAAGAAAUUCCUACUCGAAGAAGUCCAGCAGUUCAUUGAAGAAAAAGACUCCACCGUCACCAUGUUCAACGCCAUUCUCAGUGGCAGCAAGAAGGAGGACGACUUGUACCAACAAAAAAUCGAAAGCAUGAAGCAGAUGAUAAGGAACGAUACGAAAACGUUAGACUUUCUCGUCAAAAAACUGAACGAACGAACGGAUUUGAAAGCAGUAGAAGCAGAACAACGAUUGGAAGAACUGAGAGAAACACUAGAAGAGGAGGGCAAAUUGCUUUCGUUUCAACAGGAAGCUCUUGAAGCUAUUCAAGAUUUAACAGAGGAAAAGGAAGGAUACAUGAUGGUUCACACGUACAACCAGAAGGAGGCAGACAAAAUGGCACUCUUUAACUAUAUUGCCGAUUUGAAUGGAGAACUGACACACUUAAAACAGAAACAUGCUAGUCUUUUGAAAGAUAUUGAUGCGUUAAAAGCAGACGAUGUAGCAACAAAAGAAAAUUACACCAUGGAGAUGAAAAAGAAUGAAAAGAAAUAUUCCGAUCUUAUGCGAGAAAUGGAGAAAUGCAAUGAAGAAAGUUGUCGAACCAAUACAACAAUAGAAACUAUCAAACAGUUCAUUGAAUGCACGUUCAAGAGAUUAGGUUGUGACAUGGGGGCUAUGGAGAAAAAACUUGGAUUGGACGUAGACAUUAACCCAAACAACAUGACAGUUUUCUUGAGUGAAAUUGAAGUUGAUGUAGCCAAACUAAUACACUCGUACAAUUAUGGGCUACGGUUGAAGUCGCUAACAAAUUACGAACAUCUGAAAGACGAGGCGGGAAAAGCAGUCAUCAGGGAAACAAUGAAAACGUUUGAAUCCGUCAUUCCAUACGUGGACGAAGCCGAAAAUUUCAAAAGUGUAGAAGUCCCACAUUCGGCUCUAGCUAUACCGACAAAAGAUGAAUUUGCUUCAAAUAUGGAAUCAUCUGCUUCCGACCUAACGAUAACAAGAGCCAGAACCAAAGCCGAAUUCGAAGAAGCAGCAAAGAAGUUAAUUGCGAGUAGAUCUGCUUCAAAUGCAAAACGCCGAUCAAAGUUCAUCAAGUAA
Helobdella robusta is the source of this 1737-nucleotide messenger RNA. RefSeq lists its product as hypothetical. Lineage: Eukaryota; Metazoa; Annelida; Clitellata; Rhynchobdellida; Glossiphoniidae. The transcript has 6 exons. The record is from RefSeq and is a predicted model, not a curated record. The coding region runs from base 1 to 1737 and encodes 578 amino acids.